This is a messenger RNA of Prunus armeniaca (apricot), 510 nucleotides long. The record is from the annotation of a GenBank genome assembly. Lineage: Eukaryota; Viridiplantae; Streptophyta; Magnoliopsida; Rosales; Rosaceae.
AUGGCUCUUUUGGGGUGGGUUCCAGGUCCUCAAGUUGGAGGAGCGUUAGGUGGUGGUGGGGAUCCUUCACAACCCAGGUUCAUUCACAACGAGUCGGGACGGUUUGAAUGCCGGUUCACCAGUGUGACAAUAAAGGAUUCGCCUGCUAUAAUGUUUAGAGGAAUGGAGGGCAGUACAUUAGGUGUGUGGGCUGCCCAUGGUGAGGGAAGAGCAUAUUUCCCCGAUGACGGUGUUCUUGAUCGUGUGCUACACUCAAAGUUGGCACCAGUAAGAUAUUGUGAUGAUGAUGGUAACGAGACAGAACUUUACCCUUUCAACCUCAAUGGCUCUCCCUUGGGAGUUGCGGCAAUUUGUUCCCCAGAUGGGAGGCAUCUUGCGAUGAUGCCUCAUCCAGAGCGUUGCUUCUUAAUGUGGCAAUUCCCAUGGUAUCCCCAGCAGUGGGAUGUGGACAAGAAAGGCCCUAGCCCAUGGUUGCGGAUGUUCCAGAAUGCCAGAGAGUGGUGUUCUUAA